Messenger RNA from Neomonachus schauinslandi (Hawaiian monk seal), 847 nucleotides. RefSeq names its product CCAAT/enhancer-binding protein gamma-like. Lineage: Eukaryota; Metazoa; Chordata; Mammalia; Carnivora; Phocidae. The record is from RefSeq and is a predicted model, not a curated record. The transcript has 4 exons. Gene Ontology annotation, biological process: regulation of transcription by RNA polymerase II; DNA-templated transcription. The coding region runs from base 1 to 774 and encodes 257 amino acids. Gene Ontology annotation, molecular function: DNA-binding transcription factor activity, RNA polymerase II-specific; RNA polymerase II cis-regulatory region sequence-specific DNA binding.
AUGUCGUCCUCUGUGGCCAUGACAGGUUGGGUCCUUUCAGCUCCCCGGGCCCAACUGAGCCCCACUGAGCUAAGGAAGGUGGCUGCUGCCACACCCCGAGGCCGGGCCCUGAGCCUGCCCCGCACAAGCCCUGCUGGGCAGCCCGCUGAGAGCAACGAUCCGGCGGGCUGCGAGGCCUGGGUCCAUCGCGCCGCGCCACGCGCGGCCGCUCGGAGUGGAGGCCGCCUGGGGGCGGGCAGGCUGGAGGCACAGGUACAUGUGAAGAUUUCUUGGCAGCUUAGUGUGGAAACCAUUGAUCACCUUGCCCUCAUUUCUGCCUGUUCUGUGUCAGCAAGAGAGAGUGCCCAAAUGAGCAAGAUAGCCCAGCGGAACAGUACUCCGGGAGUAAGUGUUAUUCAUACUCAGGCUCAUGCUGGCAGCUUACAGCAGUUUCCUCAGCUGGUGCCUGCUGGCCCGGGGGGAGGAGGCAAAGCCGUGCCCCCAAGCAAGCAAAGCAAAAAGAGUUUGCCCGUGGAUCACAACAGUGAUGAGUAUCGUCAGCGCAGAGAGAGGAACAACAUGGCUGUGAAAAAGAGCCGGUUGAAAAGCAAGCAGAAAGCACAGGAUACACUGCAGAGAGUGAAUCAGCUCAAAGAAGAGAAUGAACGUUUGGAAGCAAAAAUUAAAUUGCUGACUAAGGAAUUAAGUGUAUUGAAAGAUUUGUUUCUUGAGCACGCAGAUAACGUGCAACCCACUAGCACUGAAAAUACAACUUCUGAUAAUGCAGGACAGUAGACCUCACCCCUUCCAAACUUCACAACUUGUGGCUUGAACGUUAAAGGUGUGACUACCUACAUCACUCAUAUCA